[Torrubiella] hemipterigena is the source of this 2361-nucleotide messenger RNA. NCBI's taxonomy places the organism in Eukaryota, Fungi, Ascomycota, Sordariomycetes, Hypocreales, Clavicipitaceae. The record is from the annotation of a GenBank genome assembly.
UCCUCAACCGCAUCCUCAACCUUUUUCUUUUCCCUUUCUUCGCAUCGCCAUUUGAGCUUGUUCUACUUUUCCAAUCCUGCUUAACACCUCCAAUUCAGAUAAUUACUCCCUUAUUGACAUUUACCCGUGAUCUAUAGUACCCAGCCAUCCCAAUACACCCUCACCGACACAUUCACCGAAAUGGCGCCUAAAGCAAUCAUUGCGCCCUCCAUCCUCGCUGCUGACUUCAGCAAACUCGGCCCCGAAUGCGCUACCACCAUGGAGCGUGGUGCCGACUGGCUGCACGUUGAUAUCAUGGAUGGCCAUUUCGUCCCCAACAUCACAUUCGGUCCCGGCAUGGUUGGCGAGAUCCGAAAGUUUGUCACGAAACCCACAGAGAAACACGGCCGAGGAACAUUUGAUUGCCAUAUGAUGGUUGCAGAGCCUAAGAAAUGGGUAAAAGAAUUCAUCAAGAGCGGCUGCGACCUCUACUGUUUCCACUACGAAGCUGCGUUUUCCUCGGCUGCCGAAAACCCCGAAGAUGUUACCGACGAAAAGACGAACCCUAAAGACCUGAUUCGGUAUAUCCACAGCCAAGGAAUCCUUGCCGGUAUCGCCAUUAAACCUAGCACCUCUGUCGAUGUCCUGUGGGAGCUCCUCGAGACCGCAGACCCUGCGGAACGCCCGGAUAUGGUUCUGAUUAUGACUGUCAACCCUGGCUUCGGUGGCCAAAAGUUCAUGGCUUCUGAGCUGCCCAAGGUGCAAGCCCUCCGCGAAAAGUACCCCGAUCUUAACAUUGAAGUCGAUGGUGGCCUUGGCCAUGGAACUAUCGACCAAGCUGCAGAGGCUGGCGCAAAUGUUAUUGUGGCUGGUAGCGCUGUCUUCCAGGCACAAGAUCCCGCUGCCAUGAUUAAGCUGCUCCGCAAGGCUAUCGAGGACAGAAGCUUUGUCGACAGCGCAAAAUUGUAAAGGAUGUAAUAAUUUAAUACCACCGACAUAUCCUGAAGGAGUUUAUGAUUACGAAAAUAGAAGAAUAUACGAAACAUAUAAUAUCAUGACUUGUGAGCAAGAUUUAUGUACUCUUUACGUGGACCCAGGGACAGAUUCUGCUGAUGUCAAAAGCUUAUCCAUAACGCCGAUAAGACCUUGGAUUUCCUCUUCUAUGUAAUGAUUAGCAUACCAAGGUCUUAUAAGAUAUAUAAUGAUUUCAACUUACCAGUGUUGUAGUGAACCAUGCUAACACGAAUGACGCCCUCCGAACCAAGUUGUAGGGGCCCACGAACUAGGCGAUUAGAAUAAAACGCUCCCCAUCGGAUGCCAUAGUUGCCUAGCUUCUCUGUUGCCUCUACAAACUUCUUGGAGCUCCAGCCACGGAUAGUGAAGCUAACGAUGGGAAGGCGGACUUGAGAAUCACCAGUCUUGGAUCCGUAUAUGGUGACAUCAGGCCUCUGCGCGAGAUACUCGAGCAAUUUUGUCUGUAGUUUUGCCUCGUGAUCGAUUAUACCAUCCCAGUUGAUGUUUGUGUUUGACGUCAGGUAUUCAACAACCGAAGGUACCGCUUGGAUAAGCUCGUAGCUUGCCGCAGCCAGACCAAGUUUAUCAGCAAGGCUAACAUGCGGAUUAAAGAAAUGGCCCAAGGACUUCAUCUUCAGUUGGGCAGACCAACUGGCAUACAGCAUUGAUACGUGCGGACCGUAUACCUUGUACCAAGAGAAGCAGUAGAAGUCCACCCCCAAGAGCUUCAUGUCAAUAGGCCGAUGUGGUGCCAAGGCAACGCCAUCGACACAGACCAAAGCGCCAUAUUGAUGUGCCAGCUCGGAAAUGCUGCGGACAUCAGUAAUCGUUCCAAGUACAUUGCUAGCAUGUGUCAAGGUCACCAGCUUCGUUUUAGACGAAAGAAGAGGCAGGAGGUUAUCAGGCUUCAAUGCGGGGUCAUUGCCCGAAGGCUCCCACCACUUGAUGACAAGUUUCUGGCGUUGUGCAAGAUCGACCCAUGGAGCAAUGUUGGAUUCAUGAUCAAGGGCUGAAAUAACGAUUUCGUCCCCCUCACUAAACUGGAGCGUCCAGGAUAGGUUGCGGAAUAGUUGUGUGGUGGACGCGCCGUAUGCAAUCUCGUCGACGUUGGCGUUGACGUAUCGUGCACUCGCCUCGAAUGCUAUUUGAUACCGAUCCGUUGCCUUGGUACCGACGUUAUACGAGGCACCCAACUGAACAUUGGUGUCCAUCAGGUAGCGCCGGAUAUCUUCAAUCGACUGGCCCAGGGUCUGGCUACCACCGGCAUUGUCAAAGAAGACUUGGUCUUGCUGAAGAGCAGGGAACGACUUCCUCACAUAAUCGAUAGGAAAUGCCAUGUUUUCUCAGUCAGAAAGCCAGCAUACGGGU